AUGAGGCCGGCCACACUAUGGGAUUGGCUGACUGCCAUCUCGUUCGUGGUUGGUCUAGUCAGUUGCCAGUCAGAGGAGUACGAUCCCUACCAGGAAUUUAUCACCACUGAGAGCGAACGAGGCCUCUUUCCGAGCAUCUUCAAUCUGGCUACGAACUCACUUAUUAACGCUACCGCCACUUGCGGUUACCGUCGACGAGAGGAGUACUGUAAACUCGUCGAGCAUAGCGACUAUCAUUACAGGUGGUGGCAGUCACCAUCACUAGCUAACGGUUUGCAGUAUGAAAAAGUCAACAUCACCAUCGAUUUACGACAGGAAUAUCAAGUGGCGUAUGUGGUCGUGAAGAUGGGUAACACUCCUCGUCCAGGCACAUGGGUACUGGAGAAGUCACUGAAUGGUGUAAACUAUGAGCCAUGGCAAUACUAUGCCACUUCGGACGCGGAAUGCAUGCGUCAGUUCGGUGUGCCGGCCACCACCGGCGUGCCACGAUUCGAACGUGACGAUGAGGUUCACUGCACAAGUGAAUACUCGAAGAUCACCCCGUUAGAAGGCGGUGAGAUCCACACCUCGCUCGUCAAUGGUCGGCCUGGUGUAGAAAAACCAUCAGUGGAAUUGCAGAAGUUCACACGGGCCCGAUUUGUUCGAUUGCGUCUCAUCUCGCCACGUACCUUGAACGCUGAUCUGAUGAUUAUCAAUCAACAAACACAUAGAAUUGACAAAUCGGUAACAAUGAGGUAUUUCUAUUCGAUUUCCGACAUAUCUAUCGGUGGACAGUGUAUUUGCUAUGGUCAUGCCGAGAGCUGUCCAAGUGAUCCAGUAACAGGGCAAUUCAAAUGUGAAUGUCGUCACAACACCUGUGGCGAAUCGUGUAACAGAUGUUGUCCUCUUUUCAAUCAACUUCCGUGGAAGCCGGGCAUAAAUUCCCAUCCGAAUGCUUGCCAACAGUGCCAAUGCUUCAAUCAUGCGGAUUCAUGUGUGUACGACGAAGAAUUGGACAGGAACAAAUGGUCAAUAACUCCUGAAGGCGUAUACGAGGGUGGAGGAAGAUGUGCGGAUUGCAAGCACAACACUGAGGGAUUCAACUGUGAGCGCUGCAAGGAUGGUUUCUAUAGGCCAAGCGGUCUGUCACAUUACAGAGAGGAUGCAUGUCGAACUUGUGACUGUGACUUAACAGGAUCUAUCAGUGAUGUCUGCAUAAGAGACGAUCAAAGUGCGUUGUCAGGACAGCAUCCUGGUGAUUGCGUCUGCAAACCGGGUUUCGGCGGACGGCGCUGUGAGCGCUGUGCUCCAGGCUACCGUAACUAUCCCAAGUGUGAGCCGUGUCCAUGUAAUCAAUCCGGAUCUGUAAAUUUCGACACGUGCGAAGAAGAGAAUUGUCAAUGCAAAGCAAAUGUCGACGGUUUGUACUGCGAUCGUUGUCGUCCUGGUACCAUUCAUCUGAACGCUAACAAUCCACUGGGAUGUCAAGCGUGUUUCUGCUUCGGAAUGACUGACAAAUGCAAGGAAAUACCAUGGGUGACUGCAGCGAUUUCGAACAACGUCGGCUGGAAUCUGACCGAUCUAAGCGGUGAACGUAACGUACGUCCAGAGAUCGAGAAUCGCGAAGUGUUAAUGUUCAACGCGAAUCAGAACAAGGAUCAAUCGUUGUUCUACUGGAAGGCACCGGAUACAUUCACCGGCAACAUGUUAAAUAGCUAUGGUGGUAAACUUCAUUUUUACGUCUACUACGUACCAAUAGAGCAAGGCAACAGUGUCCCGGUAGCGGAUCUCGUCAUUGAGGGAAAUGGAAUCAAAGUCGAGUACUACACCAGAAUGGAUUUCUUUCCACGAGAGAACAUGACGGUUCAGAUUCCAAUUAGGGAAGGUGCUGGCUGGUUCAACUCGCUGACAAGGACUCCUGCUGAGAAAGCCGAUAUGAUGAGAGCUUUGGCUGGUGUAGAGAAAUUCCUCGUCCGUGCGAUGUAUCAACAGAAUCAACUACAAAGCAGCAUCUUCGGUUUAACGCUGGACACAGCAGUACCACCUCCAGAAGGGAAACCACUUGAAAAUUCCGAUGAGGAUGUGCUACAUCCAGUCGUUCCCGAUACUCGUAUGCGAGGCGUCGAAGUCUGCGAGUGCCCGGAGCACUUUGUUGGAAACAGUUGUGAGUCAUGUGCGGUUGGUUAUCGACGUGUGAACAAUCAACUGUAUGGUGGUCGUUGUGAGAAAUGCUCCUGUCAGGGACAUACCAACACAUGCGAUCCGUUCACUGGUGCCUGCACAAAUUGCCAGCACAAUACAACUGGAGCGCGUUGUGAGCUCUGUCUACCUGGGCACUAUGGGAAUCCAUCUCUUGGUGGCGAAUUGGGUUCAUGUCGACCUUGCGCUUGUCCGACGACCGAGAACAGUCGCUCAUCAGAAUGCGUUAUGACACAGUUAGUCGUUGCGGGACCAGCAGUUGCUCAAGAAGACGCUUACGUUUGUACAGCAUGUGAACGUGGCUAUGAAGGCAACAAAUGUGAAGUGUGUGCUGACGGUUUCUUUGGUAGUCCAAUGGAAGUGAACGGCACAUGCAAGGAAUGCGAUUGCAAUGACAAUAUCGACUUGAUGGCAAUUGGAAACUGUGACACGAAGACAGGAAGGUGCUUGAAAUGCAUUGGUUACACCACUGGAGAACACUGUGAGAUUUGCAAAGAUAACCAUUGGGGUUCGGCACUGGAGCACACUUGCAAACCUUGCGGUUGCCAUCACGUCGGCGCCAUAACAGCUCAGUGCAACAGUCUGAAUGGCGAAUGUACCUGUAAGGAGAACUACAUCGGAAGGCAGUGUGAUCGAUGCAAGGAUAACCACGGUGAUAUUGAGAAUGGUUGUCCACUUUGCGAAUGUAACGUAGUUGGCAGUAUUGGUGAACAGUGUGAUGCAGUUAGUGGACAGUGCACUUGCAAACAAGGCGUAUUCGGAAAGGUUUCUACUGAUUCGUUGAUCGAUCAAUCAUUUGAUCGACUGAUUGAUCGAUAA
Angiostrongylus costaricensis is the source of this 2997-nucleotide messenger RNA. NCBI's taxonomy places the organism in Eukaryota, Metazoa, Nematoda, Chromadorea, Rhabditida, Metastrongylidae. The record is from the annotation of a GenBank genome assembly.